AUGCGUGCUGUUACUACCUACGACCAGGGUCUAGGCAAACAUCCUACAUCUUUUGAUCUGGCAUAUAACAAAGCUCGCGUCCAAUAUGAAAUCACCCAACAUCCCAAGCUGGCCGCUCAAUUGGAGGCUCCCCUGCUCCAGGCCUUACAGGUCGCACUGCAAUCGCAUAAAGAUGCCUUGACAUUGGAUCAGGAGAAUGCAGACGUCCUGUUCAACACAGGCCAGGUGCUUACCAGUUUGGCCGAGGUCGUCUCUGAUAUCAAACAUCCCAGCGACCAGCAGCUCACGCAAGCUGUUCAAUGUCUCCAGGAGGCUCUCGAGCUCUUCCAACGUUGCUUCGCAGUACAGGAAGUUCGCUUCACAGAGACGCAGGAGGAGAUCAAGCAGAUGGAAUCUGGUGACAUGCAGGUCCCAGAUGUCCAGCCACAAUCGGAACCUGAACCGCAGCCGCAGUCCGAUGCUAAUGACGAGGCUGCUGAGGAUGCCCCAGAGCAAUGGGCCGCUGUGGUCGAGCCAGUGACUAAAGACAGCCUAGUCGAUACUGCAGUGGCGCAACUUGAGGCCCUCACUACCCUCUGCAACUUGCUAACUUUCAAUCCUGGUGAUGGCCUUCCUUGGGUUGAAGAGUAUUCUUCCGACCUUGUCCAGAACAGAAUGCCGGCGUAUGUGGAUGGUUCAAGCAGAGAGUAUGAGGCAACUAUGGCCCGCGCCAAAUUCAUUUGCGCCUUGACAGAGGUCAUGUACCGAAGUGGCCGAGUCGAGGUGGAGACAUAUCAUCAGGAGAUCACUCGUGUUUUCGGUCCUGAGUUGAAUCUGUCUGCCGAUCCAGAAGGUCUCUGCAGCAAAGCUGAUGCUCACAUGUCGUUCAACACUGCUGUUGCAGAUCUCCCUCCUACGCAUGAUCCAGAAGCAUUCAAGAAAUCCUUGGUCCUGCGAUGGAAAUCCCUAUCCACCGCUUUGGACUCUUUAACAGCAGCCUCCAAGUUGCCCGAUGCUGACAACCUCCCCAAGAUUCACAUUGCAAGAGGUGACGUGGAGAUGAACAGAUGGAGACUUGGAAUGGCACCAUGGGAGUAUGGAAUGGCUCAGCAAAACGGAUCCCUCCUUCUUCGAAACGCGCAGACAUACUAUCGAGGCGCAGCGGCUUUGGCCAGGCGAGAUGGAGCAGCGGAAGAGACACGCGAUGGGACGUGCAAAGAAGCCUUCGCGGCAGGCUUGGAGGGCCAAAAGGACAAGCUGAUGCAGCUCAGAAGGGCCGCACCAAAGGAGCUCGUGGCAGUGGCGGAGGACAUGGUGGAUGAUGGCUUAGCAAGCCCCAUGGAAUUAGAAGCUUUGCUGUCGUCAUAA
Molecule: messenger RNA, 1347 nt
Organism: Aspergillus chevalieri
Lineage: Eukaryota; Fungi; Ascomycota; Eurotiomycetes; Eurotiales; Aspergillaceae
Exons: 2
Coding region: 1-1347 (448 amino acids)
Molecular function (GO): protein binding
Source: RefSeq, a predicted model, not a curated record